This is a messenger RNA of Mytilus californianus (California mussel), 1087 nucleotides long. RefSeq names its product neurensin-1-like. The coding region runs from base 276 to 983 and encodes 235 amino acids. Gene Ontology annotation, cellular component: neuron projection; transport vesicle; neuronal cell body. The transcript has 2 exons. Gene Ontology annotation, biological process: nervous system development. The record is from RefSeq and is a predicted model, not a curated record. NCBI's taxonomy places the organism in Eukaryota, Metazoa, Mollusca, Bivalvia, Mytilida, Mytilidae.
UAUAAGCAAGGAUUUCCUAUCACAUUACAAACACUGAUUUCUCCAUACACAUUCCAAGAAAUAUUAUUUCUACGUAGACAUAACUGUCAUUAUAAUUAAUAAUUGGUUAGGAAAUCCAGCUUAUUCCAACAAUCGAUCUCGAGGUUGUGACAUCAAUAAAAUUGUUGGUCAGCUGACAGUCAUGGCACUACACUGAAUGAGGAGGGCUAUUCUAUUGAGAUGACGUAGUAAAUACCGACCAAGCCGGAUGGUGAGUCGUUCUUACGACUAAUGCCAUGAGUGAAAGUACAGAAUCGAAAAACUUCACUGACGAUGGAUUAGCUGAGGAAGAGCACGAAAUUCUUUCAAAAACAUCAACUGUUCUUGAAGAAACCGAUUCCGAAAAAAAGAAAAAGAAAAGUGGAUGUCCAGUUUAUUUUGGAGUGAAGUCAUAUUUACACGAAUUCUACGAUCCCAAUUCUGCAGUGAAAGAUCCGAGUAUAUACGAGGAAGAUGACGACUUUGCGCUUCUAUUAAAUCCGAGAUCAAGAAGACGGCGUUGUCCUCCAAUUUGGCUGAAAGUAUGUAUCUGGAGCGGUGCCAAUUUGCUAUUGUUUGGCAUUGUCGGUAUCCUUGUUGGGUAUACAGUUCCAAGAAAAUCGCCGGUAACAAAACUAAGUGAGGACAAAAAUUUAGGAUAUAUUGAUCACAGUGCUGUAUCAUUUAAUACAACUCUUGAUUUAUGUAAGCUGGUUGGUUUGAUACUAUUUUGUUCUGGUGGAAUUAUAUUUGCAAUGUCGCUUCUAUUUCCUAGCUUUUUGACCAAUUAUUGCGAUGAUGACGUCGCCGAAGAUUCUAUAAGAAUACCCAUUGCUGAUGAAAAAACACCUUUGAGUCCGAUCGAAAUGUCGAUCCCCUCAACUUCCAAAGUUAAAAGUGUUCAGCCAAACAGAGUAGCAUUUAAAGAUGAUUUUCCGACAAAAGAUGUGCGUUUUAUGGAUUAAUGGACUGAACACUCAAACAAGUAAUUAAGUAGUGUAAUAUUCGACCACAAAAUAAAUGUGCAUUCAUAUUGUUUUCUUUUUGUCAAACAAGUAAAGCUAAUGAG